AUGAUUGGUGGAAAUUAUUUAGCUGCGGCUGCUAACUGGCACUUAAUUCUAGUAUGCUACAAAAUUGGUCCAAUUAUUGACUAUAGAGAAUUUAAAAACAAAAAAUAUGUUCGUGAAGGCACAACGGGCGAAAUUUACAAAGUUGAACGGAUCACGAAUGAAAAAACAAAACGAAAGCCAUCGGUUUUUGCAUUAAAAGGAUUUAAGGGUGAUCCCGAAGAAUUUGUUGAAUUAAAUGUUUAA
Cetraspora pellucida is the source of this 243-nucleotide messenger RNA. The record is from the annotation of a GenBank genome assembly. Lineage: Eukaryota; Fungi; Glomeromycota; Glomeromycetes; Diversisporales; Gigasporaceae.